AUGCUCGCCGCCAGUGCGCAAGACGUAGAAUUCGCCCAUAACGUGCAGCUGGCACUAUCUUCGUGCGGGUUCGGACGCUUACUCGACCCCACCUUACUCGACCCCACGGCCACUGACAUGGAAUUCCCCGAGUAUGAACUCGACAGUGAGGACGAGGUUGACCCAGAUGAUCUUCCAGAUGUCUGCUUUGAUCCUGUGGGUCCUCCGCUCAAGCCGCAAGACUACGCACCUGCCAUCACCGAUGCCUCUGAUCUCCCCGAAGGAGACUGUUCGAUUUGCCGCGACACCCUCAACGUACACGAGCGCGCCCAGGACGAAAUCCCCGUCAAGACUGAUUGCGGCCACGCGUUUCAUUACAGCUGUCUUGGUACCCUGAUAAACGGCCUCGCCGACUUCUCGAACUUGUGUCCUAAUUGCCGGCGACCGAUAUGUGAUCAUAGGCCUAGGCAGCUGAAGGAAGAUGAUGAGCUCAAUGGUGUACAGGCGUUGGAUUUGGAAGAGCAGGCAGUGGUGGAGCGCUUUCUGCUGGAUAGACACAGAGGUGUGGUGAUGAGGGACUGA
Alternaria ventricosa is the source of this 561-nucleotide messenger RNA. RefSeq lists its product as uncharacterized. The record is from RefSeq and is a predicted model, not a curated record. The coding region runs from base 1 to 561 and encodes 186 amino acids. Gene Ontology annotation, biological process: protein ubiquitination. NCBI's taxonomy places the organism in Eukaryota, Fungi, Ascomycota, Dothideomycetes, Pleosporales, Pleosporaceae. The transcript has 2 exons. Gene Ontology annotation, molecular function: ubiquitin protein ligase activity.